Messenger RNA from Pygocentrus nattereri (red-bellied piranha), 5516 nucleotides. RefSeq names its product RAB33B, member RAS oncogene family a (gene rab33ba). The record is from RefSeq and is a predicted model, not a curated record. Gene Ontology annotation, cellular component: Golgi apparatus; endosome. The transcript is spliced from 2 exons. Gene Ontology annotation, molecular function: GTP binding; GTPase activity. Lineage: Eukaryota; Metazoa; Chordata; Actinopteri; Characiformes; Serrasalmidae. Bases 279 to 986 code for a protein of 235 amino acids. Gene Ontology annotation, biological process: Rab protein signal transduction.
CUAAAAAACCAAAACAGUGCAGUGAUGUGGGUUCAAAGCGAUCGGUACAAAUAGCACCGAAAAGCGCCACAGAGCCCAGAAUCAGGGUUCGAGGUUGAGAUCGAGAAGCAGGUAGAUUCCAAGCUGCAGCUCGGCUGGAUUUCCGAGAUUUCAGCCGACGUUUGAUAUCCGGCCAAAGUUGCCCUCGAGUGAGUGAUUAGAGUGACUCAGCUGAGCGGCUGAUCAAUGCUGUAAUCGGCGCAGUGACACAGUCCUGGGGAGAGAGACUGUGAGGGAUAAUGGCAGAAGAGUCCUCUCUCUCCUCUCUGGAGUUCAGCUCCUCUCUGCCUCCUCCCCGCACUCGGAUCUUUAAGAUCAUCGUGAUCGGAGACUCCGGGGUGGGGAAGACCUGCCUGACUUACCGCUUCUGCGCCGGCAGGUUCCCGGAUAAGACAGAGGCCACGAUCGGGGUGGACUUUCGGGAGAAGGUGAUAGAAAUCGAUGGAGAAAAGAUUAAGGUCCAGUUGUGGGACACUGCAGGUCAGGAGCGCUUCCGGAAGAGCAUGGUGCAGCACUACUACCGGAAUGUUCACGCUGUCGUUUUCGUGUAUGACGUGACGAGCGCCGCCAGCUUCAGGAGCCUUCCGGCAUGGAUCGAGGAGUGUCGGCAGCACGCUCUGGGCCAGGAGGUGCCCCGCAUCCUGGUGGGCAACAAGUGUGACCUGCGGCACCUGGCCCAAGUGAGCACGGAGUUGGCGCAGCAGUUCGCAGAUGCACACUCCAUGCCACUGUUUGAGACGUCAGCCAAGAACCCGCAGGGGGGCAAGGAGGGUGGUCGCAACAGCAGUGACCACGUGGAGGCCAUCUUUAUGACGGUGGCACAUAAGCUGAAGUCCCAGAAGCCCCUGGUGCUUAGUCAGCCGGCCGGGGGCAACACCGUUACGCUGAGUCGGAACGAGGAGGAGGAGCAGCGAGGGAACUGGGGCUGCAGUUGCUGGAGGAGUUAAUGAGUGGGUGGGGCUAAAUCAUUCUGCAUUUAGUAGGCAACUGAACAGGGAAGAGUCACUGGGGUAAAGGGAGGAGCUAACGAGGUAGAUUUGAAAACUCUGGCAUUUUUUUGUGUGGCAAAAACAAGCUCACAGUUUCUGGUACACAUCAGUUAUGACACAAGGGAAUUUUAUGGAAACAGAUAAACAACAUCCCAGGCUUAAUACAUACUGUGCAGUAUCUGUACUGAACUGAAUUCUACAGAUGUUCUUCAUGCUGCUUGUAAAUCCUUACUGUUGUGUUCCAAAGUUACAGUUCAAGCAGAUAAAAUUCAAUAUAGUGAACGCAGAUUCGGAUCAAAUUCCCUGAUUCCAAACACCUAAUUAUGCAACUGUACCGUUUUUAACCCCUUAAACACUUAGGCCUGUUUUAGCCCGUUAUUAAUCUUAAAGCUACAGUAUGCAAGAUUUCUGUUAAAAUUAAGAGAAGCAGCAUUACUGAGCCAAAAAAACAUGCCAAAAUAUGGUGAGAGUGCACUGCUGUGAGGUGCCCUGUAAAGCCUGAAACAGUAAUUUAAAAGUCAGAGGCAUCUGGUUAGAUUUCACGAGAGGUUUUUUAGACCACAUUAAAUGCACACCACCUCAAAACAAAGAGCCGACUAGAUGUUUAGGUCUCAAAUGCAAAAUCAACAUUAGAUAACUCACGCACGUCCCCAGAAGACGUUUCCUUCACCAAGUUUCUCUCUGAAUUCUUUCACUGUGCUCCUAAUCAUUAGACUCAUCUGCUCAGUGAAUGGGUCUGAAAUAACAAAAUAGUCUUCUAUAUGUUGCCUGCAAUAACUAAUUUCCACCAGAGAGGUCUCCAAAUCCCCAAAACUUACAUAGUGCAGCUUUAAGUCUCAUUAGUUGGUAACUACUGUGCAACUAAUAUGUAUUUGUGGGCAUGAGAACUUGAAGUGUGGACCCACGUACAGACGUACAUUGUUGAUUCACCACUGGCAGUCAGAUUUAAUUCAGGUCCAUGUCCGGAAAAAUGGCCCUCAGGGUUUGAGAGGUUAAAAAUGUGCUCUGCUUUUCACCUCUUGAGGUCAUAUUCCAUCACAGAGUUAAAUAAUGUCAUCAACAGGCUACAAAAUGAAAUAAUGUGCUGAUUCAAUGGAGUGAAUGUGCUCAGAUCGUUGUAGUGAGCACUGACGUUUACUUUGACACUGAUGUCUCUUUUGCACCUUGUUCCAAAAAAGAAGAAAAGAGUCAAAUAUAUGAUGAUUGUGAUUUCACACAACACAGAUCAGUAAACGAAGGCUGUAAGGGAACAGGCUAACAGACACAGUCAGUAGUGCUUCUCUGGGGUCUCAGGGGAACUUCAGAUGGAUAUGAAGGGAAAUGAGAAAAGACACUAAUCUCUACUUAGCAGAACAAGGAAAGUAUGUAUUGCAGCUUCUCGUCAGUAGUUUUCUUUUUAAAUCGUCUUUGUCUUGGUACUGUAACUUGCACAACCACAAUCCACUGCACAGGAAGGCUGAAGUAAGCUCUCCAUUUCAUCACAAACUUUCUGGUGAGCCAUAAUUCAUGUGUGUACGAAAUGUCAUCCUUAGAAUCCGAGAGAAGCUGAGUUUCUCUCUCCUCAUGACUUUGUCAGUGUUGAGUGUUGUUUGUGAUAUUGUAUAUGGAUAUUUAGCUACCAUGCAGUACUGAGCAAGAUUCAGAGACCUCAUGGAAGUUAUUUGUUAUCCAGUCAAAACAGCCAUUAAUUACAAGUUAUUCAUUUUUCAAGAUUUAUUUCUGAGAACAUUAAACAUAAGAUAAUCCUCUUGGAUAAGGAAGCAGAAAGAAGUAUCAGUUGAAAAUUGUACUUUAAGCAAAGAAAAGAAGUUGCAGACAAAAUGAGACCCCAAGCGGCCAUGCAAGACCUGGUAGACACCAAAACUCCCCCCCACUUAAGAUAAACAGCACUUAAAGCUGUCAUAAUGGAGAGAGAGGAGAAAAUCAAGCUGCUUCAGAUCUGAAAACAUCCACAGGUGUUUCUGUCCAUCCUUUCACUGUGAGAAGAUGACUCAGCGCUAUGGGUCUGAAAGGAUGUGUAGCUGCCAAGAAGCCCUGACUGAGAAAAGAAGACAUUGGCAGAUCAAAACAAAGCUGUUGGUGUUCUCAGAACAAUGGACAGUCCAGACCUCAGCCUUGCUAUAUGUGUUUGAAAGUGGAAAGUGAAACCAACUUUUAAGGCUGAACUUUGGAAGCAAGACUCAUGAAACAGAUGGACGUUUUAAAAAGUCAAAGCACGGACACUAAAUAUUGAAAAAUGUAUAUUUAGUUGUUGAGACGUCUGUCUUAUAUAUUAUGUGCUUUUUUUCUGAUGCUGAAUAAUGAACAGCUUGUACUUCAUGGCCGUUUUGAAGGGUGGUCUCUGACAUCUUCACAGUUCUGUACAAGCCCUUGUAAUAUUUUGAUGCAGUUAGAAAUGAAGCAGUUGCCUCGAAUAUGCAGCACAGUAGUAUCUUGAAAUAUGACUCAUGUCUCAUAUAGCGCACCGUGUUUGCUCUGUGCAUGGAGUUAUUGUACUAUUAGAGCAACAGUAUAAAGUAUAAGCAUCAUUGGCUCUUUCAGCAUAUAACCUUUCAGUAGAUGACUAGACAUGCACACUGCUUUAGAGCUGCAAGAUGCCAGUGUCUUAGGAGUGUGAUGCCAUAUUAGGCGAACAAGCCCUGCACAUGCACGUCUCUCUUUUCUGCAUUGAGAAGCGUCCAGAAUUGAAUACUGCCCUUUUUUCUGAGCAUGUUUGUGGUUCCUUUUUUCCCAAGGACUCCCACAGCCACCGCAGCAGGUCCUGUGGUGCGCACUGUGGAAAAUCCUCAGGCGUGGACUCACCUAGUGUUUUCAAUUUAGGAAAAUUAUUAGUCUUAAGGAGAAGUGACAGCUGGGCAAAAAAGUCAAAUUUACAUAAUUGCCUCCCCCUAUGCCACAUGUGGUCAAUCAUCUAAAACAUGGUUGGUGCCUGAAGUUACCUUUAUCAAAUUUAUGCUGGAGCAAAAGGCUAAUGUGGUGCAUGUAUAUGUAAUGGAGGCUUAUACCUGGGGAUGCGUUUAAUGCAGUGCAGUUUGUAAAACAUUAAAUAUUUCAUCAAUUGAAUCAGUGCAGUUGUAGGAUUAUUAUUAUUUGGUAUAUGUGGCAGUACGGUUCUAUUUUUUAAACCCCAGAAAAAUGAAAUAUUUUGAUGCAUAUCGUUUGUGGUAAAAUAUCUUAAAGUAUUGUAAUAUAAUAUUUUUGCCAUAUCGCCAAACCCCUUAUGUGUUUGUGCAAAGUAGGGCUGUAAAAUAAAUCGUGUUUUGCAGUGACUUUCCUCAAUAAUCACUAAAGGCUGCGAUGACAGACCAGAUUACCUCAAAAGAGUGAUGGAAUUAGAUGUAAUUAGGAAUGUAGUGAAGAAGCCCUGCAAGGUCUGCCCUGUGCUGAGCUCAAGUCAUGCGCUACAGCAUUCAGAGCCAGUACCUGUGUAACCAUUUGACUAACCGGAGCACAUGCAUGAAUCAAAAAUCACUUUGCUAGCCUGUAUAUAUACUUUAAACAUGAUCAUUAUUCCCACUUCCAAGGUUCUGUGUAGCAGCAAUGGCUACUGUUACAACAAACAUGCAUCACCAUAAAGAGCUUUUUAGGGAAUUGGAUAUAUAUGCAUUUGUUUUUUUGUAGGCCUAUAAAGUAAAUAAAAAUGCACGUUUUCAGUUUUAUGGCCUGUAUUAAAGGUUUUUCAGGGAAAUGCAAAAAUAAAUUUGUUGUGAUGCUGUUUUUAGCAAUACAAGGUUAAAAAAAAAACACAAAGACCAAGCAUGUUUUGGCUGAUUACAUUUGGGCUGAGGGGGAAAUUGUGUACAUUUGUUUUUGCCAAGCUUUUACUGUAAAACGUGAAGCUUUCAGUUGUAAAUAACAGAACUCUGUCUCUUUGACUGCCGUUAGCAUCAUCAUUUGUUUUGCAUAGGAUAAAAAGGGUUUUAAACAGGUGUUUCCUUGGUCUUGGGUUAAAAACAGGUGAUCUGAGUGCAUUUAAUUAAAUGUAGGUCAUCGUAAGACUCUUUGAACACUUCUAGCAGUUAAGACAGUCUUAAUACUGCAGUGUUCUUGGGAGACUGGAUCAUGGUUGAGUAGCUCACUCUUUGCUUCUUGGUUUGGUUGCCAAAAUGGUUUAUUUCAAGUGUCCUUUUCAUUUAAAUCCUCAUGUUCUUACAUGCCUAAAAAUAUUGCAGGCCCAGAAAGGACAUCAUCUCCUUGGUAAUGGUUUUGUUUCUCAGGAUUUUAACAAUGGCUUUGUGUUUCUAACUGUCAGAAAUGCUUUCAUUCAUACAGAAAUGAGUUUUAUUGUAACAGAUCAAAUAUUUAAUGUUACAUUUUUAAUGACUCUGUGACCAUGCACGUCAGACUUUCCGUGCCAGUUUAUUGACAUGAGACAAAAUGAAAGAGGUAAAGUUUAUUGAAACUAUUGGGGUUUGAAAGAAAACCUGCUUCUUGUGGUUUUCAUUUCAGUCAGACCUGGAAAUAAAGCACCAUAUCCAUUUCAAUCAA